UUUACAGUACAAGAUCAAGACCAGUUUACUUGUACCUAGUGGAGUAGUGCCUAUACUGUUUCGUUUGGGCCUUGGGUUGAGCCAGCGAGCCUGCCAGGUGGGAACAGCGCAGCAUGACAGCAGACAUGGACACCGAGGACUGCAGUGUGGCGGUCAUCAUCAAGAGGCGCCUCACACCAUUGAUCCAGGUGGAGGUGGAGCCUGUGGGGCGAUGGUUCCACAUCUAUGAGGCACGGCGUCUGCGGGGUCACCUCACCUCUUCAGUUGGGGAGAGUGAAGAGGAAAGUGAAGAGGAGGAGGCUCAGGAGGUGGAGGUAGAGGAUGACAUACACUAUCUUCGCUCCCUCAAUCCAGCAGACUGGAAGGACCAGGAUCAUUAUGCAGUGCUGGGGCUGCGAAAGCACCGGUACAAGGCCUCUGACGAUGACAUCAAAAGAGCAUACCGCAUGAUGGUUCUGCGCCACCACCCGGACAAGCGGAGAGCGGCCGGGGAGGAGGUGAGGGACGACGACGACUACUUCACCUGCAUCACCAAGGCCUAUGAGAUUCUUGGGGACCCCAUCAAGCGGCGCUCCUGGGACUCGGUGGACCCGGAGUUUGAUGACGAGGUGCCGGCCGUCAGUGCACACAAUAAGGCUAACUUCUUUCAGAUUUUCACAUCAGUAUUUGAGCACAAUGCCCGCUGGUCCACCCACAAACAUGUCCCUGGCUUGGGCAAACCUGAUGACACCAAACAAAAGGUUGACCGCUUCUAUGGGUUCUGGUAUGACUUUGAUUCCUGGCGAGAAUUUUCAUAUCUGGAUGAGGAGGAGAAGGAGAAGGGACAGGACCGGGAGGAGCGUCGAUGGAUAGAGAAGCAGAACAAGGUGGAGCGAGCGAGGCGUCGGAAAGAGGAGAUGGGUCGGUUGCGCAGGCUAGUUGACAACGCGUACGCCUGCGACCCAAGGAUAGCCAAAUUUAAAGAAGAAGACAAAGAAAGAAGACUGGCUCAGAAGAAAGCAAAAGCAGAGGCAAUUAGGCUAAAACAAGAAGAGGAGGAGAGGAUAAGACGGGAAGCUGAGGAAGCUGAGAGGAAGAAGAGAGAAGCAGAGGAAGCAGAACAAAGAGCAAAACAGGAAGUAGAAAAAAAGGAAAGAGAGGUGCUGAAGAAGGCAUUCAAAAAGGAGAGGAAGAUGCUGCGUACACUCUGCAAGGACAACAAUUACUUUGCAUCUGAAGAGGGGGAGCGAGUGCAGACCAUGACAGACGUGGAGCUGCUGUGUGAGGCGCUGGAGCUGACUUGUCUGGAGGAACUCAAUAAGCAACUAGCACAAGUGGCCCAGGACAAGAUGCAGGGGCGGGAGGUGCUCAUGAAGGAGGUGAGGGAGAGUGUACACAGUAGUAGUAGAAUUAUUGGUACUCUGCUGACAAAGGAGGUGAGUGAGUUGUAGAUUAUUGACAAAGGAGGUGAAUUAGGGAGGUGAGUAGUUAGUUGCAGUAUGAGCAACAGUAGUAGUUUAUUAACAAAGAUGUGUGUAAAUUAUGAAGAUUAGUAAUAGCAGUUAUUUCUUUUAUAAAGGAAAUGAAUAAGGAAACCCAACAGCAGUAGCAGUUUUAGUAGUAGCAGUAGUAGUAGUAGUAGUAAUUGUUGUUUAUUAACAAGUCUCCUUUUUGACAUUUCAAGUCAAACAUUUUCUAAGCCUAAACAGACAUAUGGACCUCUGCAUCACUUGCAAGAUGAGAAUGGUUAAGUAACAUUAGUUUGUGUUACAUUACCUUACCUGAUUAACCAAAGCUAAAAUAGUUUAAAGGAAGCUAAUAUAACAUUGAAGUAUCCGCCUAAACUUUUUUCUCUAGGAUAGU
Portunus trituberculatus (swimming crab) is the source of this 1842-nucleotide messenger RNA. Its product is annotated as dnaJ homolog subfamily C member 2-like. The coding region runs from base 114 to 1430 and encodes 438 amino acids. The transcript has 10 exons. Gene Ontology annotation, cellular component: cytosol. Gene Ontology annotation, biological process: 'de novo' cotranslational protein folding; regulation of translational fidelity. Gene Ontology annotation, molecular function: Hsp70 protein binding; ribosome binding. The record is from RefSeq and is a predicted model, not a curated record. Lineage: Eukaryota; Metazoa; Arthropoda; Malacostraca; Decapoda; Portunidae.